UUAAUUUUCAAAUAAAGUUAAAAAAUCAUUAGUUUGCAAAACAUGGAUAUCUUGAGUGUGGAAGAGUGGGGCAAAGGCGCGCUGCAGCAGAGCUGCGGCUGCAGCCCUGCAGGAGCGGCGGUGCAGAGGGAGAGAGCCGAGCAGCAGCUGGAAAUGUCCCGCUACGAGUCUGGACUCUCGCUCGUGGAGGGCGGAGACCCACGCGCCUGGCCGGCUCCGGCCUCCGGCACCUGCGCGGCACACGCACACUCCCCGGAGCACCUGCGGCACUCGCCGUGCCCGAGCACCGGCUCCUGCCACGAGAGUGUCUCCCCGGGCUCCUCCUGCCAUCCCAGCCCCUCCAGCCAGAGGAAAGCUGCCAAGAGCGCCUCCUCUUCCUCGCUCAAAGUGCGGGAUCUGUGUCGUCUGAGCGCCUCCCUGCUGGGCUCCGAGGACGAGGCGAGGCAGAGAGCCCCGUCCAGCAGGCCGGCCAACGGGGUGCAGAAGCAGAGGCGGGUGGCCGCCAACGCCCGGGAGAGGAGGCGCAUGCACGGCCUCAACCACGCGUUCGACGAGCUGCGCAGCGUCAUCCCGGCCUUUGACAACGACAAGAAGCUCUCCAAAUAUGAAACUUUGCAGAUGGCGCAGAUUUACAUCAACGCGCUGGCCGACCUCCUCGAAGGUCCGGUUUCUUCCAGCAGCAGCAGCAGCAGCAACGCUGGCAGCUCCGAUAAUGACAACAAUUCGCCAAAGUGUGAGCUCAUGCUUUCCUCCGCCGGGGGUUAUGACGGGGACCAGGACGGGGCUUCCCCGCCUCUGGCCAGCUGCAGGACAGCGCAGCCCGGGUCGGCCGGCAGCUUACCUGGCAGCUUACCUGGCCACAUGGGCGGCAUGACCUUCCAUGCAUCCUUCGAGGAGAGCAGUUUCUCCGCCAGAGUGGAAGAGGUGAUGCGCUCCCCGUCUCCUUCGUCCUCCUCGCGAUCAGGCGCGUCGCAGUUCGCGGGUGGGAGGAGGAAGGAGUCCCCCAGAAGUGAUGGAGAGUUCUCCCCGCACUCCCACUUCAGUGACUCGGAUGAAAUAGCGAUGGAGCUUCAUUCAAGUGAAGAAGAUGAUCUGUCAGAACUCAAGCGCCCCAGCCGCCACCAUCACACCGUCUCUUUCUGAACGAUUAUAAUUAAGAAAUUAUAACAUAGACUAUAUGGUUCACUACAGCCUAGCCUAUACAACAAAAUAAGCCUAUAUCCACAAACUGUGUCAAUCUAUAGUCUUGCAUUUUUAGGAAGAACGGGAUUUGAUACUUAAAAAAAAGAAAUCAUGUUUUUUUUUUCUCAACUUGUUGCAUUUUUAAUUUUCACCUGCGAAAAGCCCGAUCUGGUUCUGCCACUAAAUAUUGCUACAUCCUAUAAUAAUCCGUUUCCAUGGAGACGUGGCUGGAAGUCCCCUCUGCCAUGUCGCGCAUCGCACUGCCAUGGGCAUUUUCCACGUCACUCCGACCAAAAUACUGUCUUCCAUAAAAGGCUAACUUUAUGGAUAAUUGCUUAACUAUGUGAAAUUGUAAAGACAUUUUUUUUGCUAUCUGAGCUUUGUUGAUUUUUAUGUUUUUAAUUGAUCAUUUUGUUUGUCUAAUGUAUUUCAUUUAACAACUUCAAAAGUUCAUGAUAUGCACUUUAAGAUAUGUCCAUGGGCCAGAGGCUUCAGAUUUGCGUUUUUGUUCCCCAAACCAUAAACAAUGUAGUUUUGCUUUGUUUGCUCAUAGGCUAUAGUACCGCCAACUUCAUACAAAUAGCCUAAUUAAUGUAGCCAUCAUUGCUGCCUUC
Messenger RNA from Cololabis saira (Pacific saury), 1796 nucleotides. RefSeq names its product atonal bHLH transcription factor 1a (gene atoh1a). NCBI's taxonomy places the organism in Eukaryota, Metazoa, Chordata, Actinopteri, Beloniformes, Belonidae. Gene Ontology annotation, molecular function: protein dimerization activity. The record is from RefSeq and is a predicted model, not a curated record. The coding region runs from base 43 to 1143 and encodes 366 amino acids. The transcript has 2 exons.